Fusarium tjaetaba is the source of this 720-nucleotide messenger RNA. RefSeq names its product RRP1. Gene Ontology annotation, biological process: rRNA processing. The transcript is spliced from 2 exons. Bases 1 to 720 code for a protein of 239 amino acids. Gene Ontology annotation, cellular component: preribosome, small subunit precursor; nucleus; preribosome, large subunit precursor. NCBI's taxonomy places the organism in Eukaryota, Fungi, Ascomycota, Sordariomycetes, Hypocreales, Nectriaceae. The record is from RefSeq and is a predicted model, not a curated record.
AUGGCCGAGCAUGAAUCCCAAAUGCCCUUUAUUCGCAAUCUCGCUUCAAGCGAUCGCAAACUUCGAAUGUCCUCGUUAGAAUCCCUCUCAACAUUCCUCGCCUCGCGCUCAAGCCUCUCCGACGUCGACGCCCAGAAGCUAUGGAAAGGCCUCUUCUACGCCCUAUGGAUGACCGACCGACCCAUCCCCCAGCAACGUCUCGCCACAGAUCUCGCCAACCUCCUCUUCACCCUCAAGCCCGCCUGCGCCAUCCCCUGGCUGCGCGCUUUCUGGGCCAUCGUCGGCGCCCAGUGGACUGGCAUCGACGUCUACCGUCUUGAAAAGUUCCUCCUCCUCGUCCGUCGCGUGUUCGCUUCCCACGUACGACUUGCUCGCGAGCGGGGCUGGAAGGACGGCGAUGUAGAGGCUAUUGUUGCUGUGCUGGAGGAGUAUCCUUUUGAGAAGGAGGGUGAUCUGCGAAAGAGCCCUGUGGGUAUCAGAUUGCAUGCGCUGGAUAUCUGGGUUGAUGAGUUGGAGCGUGAGCAGGCGCUGGAGCAGCCUGAGGCGGAGAAGUUUGUCAAGAGCGUGGGGGAUCUUGUUAUUGCGCUCAAGACAUGUCCUGUCAAGCCUGUGAGGGCGCGCUGUGUUGAGAGUUACGAGGAUGAGAGGUUGCCGUGGGUUAAGGCUGCCAGUGGUGAUGAGAUGGAGGAAGACGAGGAAUGGGGUGGUAUUGACGAUUAA